AUGGACACGCCUCUGCCAUCAGCAGAACAUUUCGGGGGCGGCUCUGGUGGCAGCCAGCUGGGUGCCCUCGUGUCCCGACGGCAUCCCGAGCUCCUCCGCUGCGACUGUGUGGAGGUGACCUGGCGUGGGAGGACGAGGAGGAGAGACCUCCUGCUCUUCCAAGACGCCCUUGCUUUUGCCAAGCGCAGAUGUGGCACCAGGUUCUGGCUGCAGCACAGGGUGCGUCUGAGCGAGCUGUGGGUGCUGUGCCAGGAGGAGGUGGCAUGCGGGUGUGCACAAGAAGACACAGCGUUGGGCCUGGACUGCAGCUGUACCCUCAUCCUCGUCUGGCCCACCAGCCUCUGCGGGGUCACUUUCGGCUCGCAAGAGGUGAAAGAACUCUGGCUGGACGCCAUCCUCAGAUCUCCGGUGACGAUGACUGCCCAGAUCAUCGAGACUCUGGUUCAGUGCCAGGCAAAAGCUCAAAGGCACCGAGAAGAAGACUGCAGUAGAGCCCUGGACAAGCAGCAAGGGAGCCCAAGCAGCAAGAGAACCCAGAAGCAGCUGGAGCCCAAAGCGCCUGAGCCUGAGGACAGCAGAGAGCACGCUGAUGUGCAGACAGAGCUGUGUUCAGAUGAGCCUGGGGACCACGGAAUAGAGGCAGACGUGGUAGGUCAGGCAGACGUGCCCCUUGAGCGACCACCCUCAUUGCUCUGCAGCCUGGCAGAGGGCCGAGGAGCCAUGGCCAGGACAGCCGACAAAGGAGAGGAACCUCGCGAACGCCAGCAGACAGAACCGCUGCAGGCACGGGAGGAGACCUGUGAGAAGUCGGCAGCUCAGGCGUUUGCUCAGCAGGUCUUUGCUGAGCCUGACCUGGUCUUGAACAACCUUUGUGAGAGCAACCGUUCUAAUGACCCCAUUGAGAGAGGGAGUGAAGCCAAUUUCAUCUCUCCAAGCAGCACAGGCACUAUUUCAGCGCAUGAAGUCCCCAUGUCUGCUGCUGGAAGCAAAAGAUCUUUCUCUCUCGAGCGAUCAGGGACAUACAUUUCUUGUGGUGACAACCGCAGCAUUGAGCCACAAAACCGAGAGAAGUACUUGAGUCAUCUGCAGCAGAAAGAAGUUACAGUACAGCAUUUGAAAACAAAGCUGAAGGAGUCUGAGAGCAAACUUCAGGAAAGGGAAACAGAAAUAGAAGAGCUCAAGGCUCAGCUGGCACGGAUGAAGGGAGACUGGGUUGAGGAAGAGUGUAAGCAUAUGGAGCUGGAGCUGCACUUCUGGGAAUCGAGAAGGGAAAGUCACGAACUCCAGCAGGCUGUUGAAAGCAUGAGAAACAGCUUGGCUGAGAAAGGCAAAAUAAUUCAGAAAUACUUCAUAGCCAUAAGCAUUGCAAACAAGAAACUGGAAGCUUUGCUGCAGGGCCUGGGGAUGGCUCAGAAGAGCUCUGUGAGAGAUGAGCAGUGCCUGGAGUCCACGUAGGACUCAGAGGGGAAGCCGUUAGCGUUGUGUGCCACGAUGCCAGGCAGCCUCACCACGGAGGACCAAGCUCUGGAGGAGGUGGCAGACAGUGGGCUGCUUCUUAAUGAGGACACCGCUAACGGGACUGACUCAUUUGAAGAGCAUUUGACCGCCACAACUUCUGGGUCGAGCGAUCCAGCUCCCUCCAGUUCUGCUGUGUAUCAAGAGAUGCUUGAAAAUGUGCUGGAUGAAAAAUCAACUUCUUCUCAGGAGGAGGAGAAAAUCAGCAAGGUGAUGGUGGAACAGGCCAUCCCAACUGACCUGGUGCCAUGGAGCCUAGAUGCGGAGUAGCUCAUUCAGAACAUCUUCAGAGCUCGAGAUGCCUGCCCUCUAAUCCCACCUGCUUCACUGAAGGAAUUGGGUGAAAUUUCUCUUGGAAGCAUCCGUGAUUCUGCUACCCUAGUGGACUUAACUCCAAGUGAUCCAAACUCUGCCGUCCUCUUGUCUCCUAUGGAGUCUCCAUGCAGGAAGGUGGAGCAUAAAGUUAAUAAAAACCGUUAUGUGAAAGAACUUGAUUUUGCAGAACCUCAUCAUGCUGAAGCCUUUGGCUAUGUCAAUACCCUCUCUCAGACAGCUUGA
Tyto alba (common barn owl) is the source of this 2073-nucleotide messenger RNA. Its product is annotated as syntabulin-like. The record is from RefSeq and is a predicted model, not a curated record. The transcript has 12 exons. Gene Ontology annotation, biological process: synapse maturation; axonal transport of mitochondrion. Gene Ontology annotation, cellular component: vesicle; cytoplasmic microtubule. NCBI's taxonomy places the organism in Eukaryota, Metazoa, Chordata, Aves, Strigiformes, Tytonidae.